This is a messenger RNA of Penicillium cinerascens, 1092 nucleotides long. Its product is annotated as FAD-dependent oxidoreductase. Bases 1 to 1092 code for a protein of 363 amino acids. The record is from RefSeq and is a predicted model, not a curated record. The transcript has 5 exons. Gene Ontology annotation, molecular function: FAD binding; D-amino-acid oxidase activity. Lineage: Eukaryota; Fungi; Ascomycota; Eurotiomycetes; Eurotiales; Aspergillaceae.
AUGCCGAACAAUAUCGUUAUUCUGGGAGCCGGUGUGUCCGGCCUGACGACAGCAUACCUACUGUCUAAGGACGCCGCCAAUAAAGUCACCGUCCUCGCCAAGCACAUGCCUGGUGACUAUGACAUCGAAUAUGCUUCACCAUGGGCCGGCGCCAACUACAUGCCUACUGGCAAGGAAGGCAGCAAGCAUCAAGAGUGGGAGCGGGCUACAUGGGCGCCGUUGAAAGAACUCACAGAAAAGCACCCCGAAGCGGGCAUCCACUUCCUGAACACCGUCGUUUACAACCGCAAGAAGGACCAAGGGUCGGCCACCGGCGACUGGUUCUCGGAGUUAGUGAAGCCUAACCCGUGGUACAAAGACGUAGUGCCCAAUUUUAAAUCUAUCCCCGAUGGCAAGCUGGACGCUGAAAUGGACAACGCCCAAGAAUUUACCUCCGUCUGCAUCAACACCGCAGUCUACCUCCCAUGGCUGGUUGGCCAAUGUGCUAAGAACGGCGCAGUCUUCAAGAGAGCCGUACUUAAGCACAUUACCGAAGCUGCCAAUGCUCACCAUUCGGGGCAACGGGCCGACGUAGUGGUGAACUGCACGGGUCUGUCAUCCAAGACACUUGGUGGAGUUUCCGAUGAGAAGAUGUAUCCUGCCCGUGGCCAGAUCGUGGUAGUCCGAAAUGAUGCCGGCCCGAUGUGCUCCACCUCCGGAACCGACGACGGGCCAGAUGAGGCCGUGUACACGAUGACUCGUGCUGUGGGCGGUGGCACCAUUUUGGGAGGUUCUUACCAGAAGCACAACUGGGAUCCAUUGCCGGAUCCCAACCUUGCCAACCGCAUCAUGAAGCGUGCGAUUCAAGUUGCCCCACAACUUGUCAAGCCGGGACAGGGAAUUGAGGGUCUCGAUAUAAUUCGCCACGGUGUUGGCCUCAGGCCUUUGCGUGAAGGUGGUCCUCGGGUCGAGAAGGACGAGGUGGGGGGUGUGCAGAUCGUGCAUAACUAUGGCCAUGGUGGCUUUGGAUAUCAGGCAUCAUUUGGCUGUGCCAAUGAGGCGGUGUCCUUGGUCAAGGAAGUGCUGCAGAGCAAGACUCGGGCCAAGCUUUGA